Molecule: messenger RNA, 2352 nt
Organism: Rhinocladiella mackenziei CBS 650.93
Lineage: Eukaryota; Fungi; Ascomycota; Eurotiomycetes; Chaetothyriales; Herpotrichiellaceae
Exons: 2
Coding region: 1-2352 (783 amino acids)
Biological process (GO): regulation of DNA-templated transcription
Molecular function (GO): DNA-binding transcription factor activity; sequence-specific DNA binding
Source: RefSeq, a predicted model, not a curated record
AUGACCUCCCAAAGCUUUUCCAGGAAACGCCCUGCUCCCGGAGCAGAUCCUGUACCUUAUCCACCUCAGGCGCAGAAUCCCAUGCCUGUCUUUAAUGAUGGCCUCGGGCAGCAACUUUCAAACGACGACUUCCUUCAGUGGGGUCAAACUGGCCAGCCUGCCCCAUCGUAUAAUGACAACAGCUAUGCCCUGAGUGCGAAUUCGUAUCCUUCAAGCAAUCCGCAACCCUCAAAUCAACUUGCUCGAAGACCCGUGACCCAACUUACCACUCGCGCUCGAUUGAACGAUGAUGGCACUCCUUGGAUUGACAAUUCCAAUGGAGGAACACAUACCACUGAUCAAGACUGGGGAGAUGAUAUAGCCGAACUUGAAGCUAAGGCCCAAAUUGCAAAGAGAGAGGCUCAAGCGAAGAGAAAGCAGAUCCCACCUUUUGUUCAGAAACUCAAUAGUUUUCUCGAAGACGGUAGAAAUACCGAACUCAUUCGCUGGUCGGACGAUGGCAAUUCAUUCAUUGUCCUUGAUGAAGAUGAGUUUGCCAAAACCCUCAUCCCGGAAUUGUUCAAACACAACAACUACGCCUCAUUUGUCCGUCAGCUCAACAUGUAUGGUUUCCAUAAAAAGGUGGGCCUUUCCGACAACUCUAUGAGGGCCAGUGAGAGAAAGAAUAAAAGUCCGAGUGAAUACUCGAACCCGUACUUUCGCCGAGGCCAUCCUGACCUUCUGUGGUUGAUCCAAAAGCCCAAGAACGUCAGUGGUCCAGCGUCAAAGCGAAAGGGAAAAACCGAUAAUGAGCCAAAUGACGAAGAUGUGGACGACUAUGCAGACGAUGUCGCCAACACAGGUGACAACCGUGUACGCGUUCGUCCUGGUCAACUCACCCUCGGCCACGGUGAAGCAGCACUCACGCAAGAACAAUUCAAGAGCGUGCAAAGAGAAUUGGCGGCGAUUAGACAUCAACAAACCCAGAUUUCCCGCAUGAUGCAAGCUCUCAAACGCGAACACGAACAGCUGUACGGCCAAGCCGCGACGUUCCAAGAUCAACACACGCGACACGAGAAUUCAAUCAAUGCCAUCCUGACGUUCCUCGCGACCGUCUACAAUCGCAGCCUCCAAGGUCAUGACGGAGUGCAAGGAAUCGCCAACCUCUUUUCCAACUCCAUUCCUGUCGACGGAUCGAGUCAAGGAAACGUCGUGGACGUCGGGGAUUACACAUUCAACGACAUCAAUCUUGACGGUGCAAAUCCAGGACUGGCAAAACCGUUUAAGAAACAACCUCUGCUCCUCACAAACGGCAGUCGACAACAGGGUCGGGCAAGCACCAUCUCUCCUCGCGCUGAUAACAGCCCUUACCCACCACGCGCGCAGAAUGUCCGCAACGACCAGCAGUCUACAUUGUCGCCGGGCGCGGAUGACGUCUUCGACCCCGGAGUCACCAGUCCGAACAAUCCCGCUCCCAGUCAAACUACGGCCCAAACUCACGACCUGCCUCAACGAGACAUGAUGUCGGUGAUCCAAAAUGCAAACGCGCACAAUGCAAAUGCUCCUACCACCGGUGCACCCACGACACCGGCCCAAGACUUCUCCAACGUUCUCAACAGCCUCGAAGCCUCCGGUGGAACAGGCCCUCUCACUACAUCCCAGCGUGCCGAUGUGUUAAGAAUGAUCAACAACUCCACUAACCAACCUGCCGGAAACGACAAUGCUCUCAUCAAUUCAACUCCACCACCAGGCCCUGCAAACUUCCACCGCCGUCUCGCCAGCACCCAAGCCGACCUCGACCAACUAGCCAAGCUUCAAGCGGAGCAAGACAAGAGUGUGCAGAAUCUAACAAAUCUCCUCCAACCUCUGAGUCCGACUGGCUCCAUCCCGGGUAUCGGCGACGGCCAGUCCCUUCCUCCUCCACCACUCGAUAUCGACGACUUCCUUAAUCACAAUGAGUACUUUGCCGAUUUUCCCAGUGAUGGAAAUGGAAACUACGAUUUCGGAAACACGGGCCUUGGCCCCGGCAAUCAAACCAGCACGACGGACGACCUCAACUUUGUCGAUUACAAGGACGAUGACGAGCUGUUUGGCAAUCUCAACCAGAACUCUUCCUCCAAAUACGAUUUCGGAUUCGAUGGCACUUCUGGUGGUGCAGGCUCCGGCGAUUAUGGCAACAUGAAGUUCGAAGGCGCAAAUGAUUUUGAACACGAUGGCGGAGGACGAGUUGAGAGUGUUCCAAGCAGCGAAGUUACGACACCCAAGUCUGCAGACGAUGCAAAGCCAGGUGAUGGACCCGCGACACGGAGCAAGGGAAGAAAAAUGAGUUCAAUCGAGAAGGAAGGUGGAGGAAGGAAAAGACAGCGCGCCUAA